GGUUUCACUUUUGACCCAGAAAUGGCGCUUGUGUUUCAAUAAUUGCGCAGGGAAAACAGCGAAUUUUGCGUAAAAAAAUAUAUUGGUCAAAUAAAGGCUUGUAGAAAGUGAACAAUUGUUUUUGGAUAUAAUUACAAAUAAUUGCUGUGUCGGGCUCCUCUGGAAAACCGAAAACUACAGGUAAAAGUAGCUGCAUCAUGUCUGCGGAGCCUCCUGUGAUUGAGCCGUGUCCGGACGGGCUAACCACUCAGCAGACUGCUCUGCUUACCUCCGAGUAUGAGGUGUUGCGGCUGGUGCUGUCACACCUGCCAUGUUCGCGACUGCACUCGGCUCGCGCUGUCUGCCGCGCCUGGCGCGACGUUGCCGACAUCAUACUGAAGAAGCGGCGCCUGGCCAGCUGGCAGCCACCGCUGUGGGACACGGAGACGGUACCCGCCGGCGAGCCUCCCGCCGAGGCAGCCAGCCGUCUGGUGCGCCGCCUGCUCGAAAGAUGCUACUCGGAGCCGGCGGUGGCGCUGUUCGCACAGUCGCUGAAGGGCUCGGCCGGCCGCCGCCGUCAAGUACCACGGAUCGAGCCGCUGCUGCCGCCCGGCUGCGCGGCCGCCGGAGUCAGUUCACUCUCCGGCUGCGUGGCCACGCCGGCCGCCGGCGCGCCGCUGGAGGAGCAGGCCGGGGACCGGCUGGGGGUGCUGCUAAUCCCCCGCCGGCCCGGCGCCCAGGUGGGUCUGUGUCUGGUGCGGUGUCGCUCCCCGGCCACUGUCGAACAGGUCCGACCGCAGCUUGAGGACGGCGCCUGGGACCGUCUGCGCGGCGCGCUGGUCUUCUUCAGCUCCCGGCGCGGGAUGCACACCGCCUCAGCCCUGGCGCGGCUGAUUCACAGCGAGUUUGGCGGCACGGUGGCGCUGGCCGGCGGGUGGGUGGACCUACUCUCGCCUCGAGCGCCCGCCGACGCCGCUCUGCUCGUCUACUUCAGCGGACCGGGCGUGCGCGGAGCGUCUGCUGUGGUGGACGAGCGUGAGGGCGGCACGCGGCCGCCACUCGACACGGCCGGCGCCGCCCAGAUGCUGGCCGAUCUGCGCUACCCCGCCGCCGACACCAUAGGCUUCAUGUCGGCGUGCUGCGGCCGCGGCGGGUACGCUUUCGUGCCGGGCUUUGAGGCGGCCGAGUUUGCCCGAGUGGUGCCUGACGUGCCGCUGCUGGGGGUGUUCGUGAAUGGCGAGCUCGGCGCGAUGACUGUUGGAGGUAAGAAGCACCGCUUCCCCACGGACCCCGACGAUCCGAUGAUCAUGUCCUAUACGACCCUGUUCAUGGUGGUGAACUUCUGCGGAGAGGAUGCUCGGGAAGACGACAAGAGCCGGGGAGAUCGGAACGGUGACAGGGCUGUGACGAGGAACUGAGCUUCCCGAACCGGGGCCAACCGGACGGCUCGACGGACAGAGGUGAGGACACUGCUGGGUGAUGCUGUGCUGUGUCUUGUGUUGGUGCAGUCGUUCUAAAUUGGAUGAUCAGCUCGAAGUCUCAGCUCAGUUAUACAGGGGUGUGAAAGAUGUCGGUUGAUUCGGUUAUAUUUCGAUUUAGUUAGCGUGGAUGAGCUGCAUAAAUGAACAGGAUUCGUCGCUUGGUGUAUGUGGUGAAAUGCGUUAUGAACGUCCGUGAUAUUUGUUAAUGUAAUAUUUACCGCAAAUCCUCCGAUUUGCGACUUUUGUCCGUGACCUCAAGCGUGACUUCUGAGCUGUCGGGUGUGUGCUACGUGAUCUUGCGAAUGCUGAGUUGUUUCCGGCUCGCCAAUGCCUCCCUGACACGGUGUAUUCAGUUUGUUUCUAUGACCUUUUUCGCUCUGGAUAGACAAACGAUAGACAAACAUGCUUAGUAGGUACCUAUAGCGUUUUAUAUAUUUUGUUUGCAAUGCUACCGUGCCAAUAAGUAACUGUACAACGCA
Amphibalanus amphitrite is the source of this 1939-nucleotide messenger RNA. RefSeq names its product F-box only protein 22-like. Lineage: Eukaryota; Metazoa; Arthropoda; Thecostraca; Balanomorpha; Balanidae. The transcript has 2 exons. The coding region runs from base 198 to 1397 and encodes 399 amino acids. The record is from RefSeq and is a predicted model, not a curated record. Gene Ontology annotation, biological process: protein polyubiquitination; positive regulation of proteasomal ubiquitin-dependent protein catabolic process. Gene Ontology annotation, molecular function: protein binding.